Molecule: messenger RNA, 832 nt
Organism: Linum trigynum
Lineage: Eukaryota; Viridiplantae; Streptophyta; Magnoliopsida; Malpighiales; Linaceae
Source: the annotation of a GenBank genome assembly
CGUGAUUCCAAGGAAUGUUUGGAUUCUAAAUGGUUGAUAUAGUGAAAUUGGCCCUGCCUUUCGGGGGCAUUAUUGUUCGUUUAGCCCUAAUUCACCAUUCCCAAUGUUGAGCUGCGAUUUGAGGAGUUUGUCGACGAUGAAUGAGGAUAGAAUCGAGGAGACUAGUUUGGUUGAACUGAAGAAGGUGGCCAAUGAUCAACAAGAGUUGGAUACUUCGGAUUUGGUGGUCUUGGGUUUUGGUGGAGGAGAACAGAUUGAGGAGGAGGAGGAGCGGGAGCGUGGUGGUAGCCUCAGGUUGUGGCAAACGAUUUCUUCCAAGCCGAUUGAUGCAAAGAGUGGGAUAAAGGAUUAGGGCGUGUUUCCUUUGGUGCGGUGGAGAAGGGGAAGGGGCACAGGCGAAGCACUUGUCGGAGAAAGGAUUGUGGCUGGGUUGGGUUUACUAUGGGUCAUGGGUUGGAAAAAUGGGUUGGGUUAUGAUUUUAAUAACGUGACGAGUUGUGAUGAUGUGGUGGGUCGGGUUUAGUAUUUUUUGGGUUAAAACCGGCUGAUUAGGCGAUUCCGUUUGGCACAUUAGCACUUAGCGGACUUCAUUAACGGAGUUGGACGGAGACUAACGGAGAGUGACCAAACAUGACAUGUUUUACUAAACUUAGUGACCAUUCUUGAUAUUAAUUUUUUUCAGUAACUAAAAAUGAUACGUUUUAGUAAUAUAAGUGACCGAAUGUGGCAUUUACCCUUACUAUAAUACUCUUAUAAUUAGUGUUAGUAGAGUGCUAACAUUAAGAGGUGUUAACUCCCCAUCCAUCCAGCCCUAUAAAUGUCUACAUUAGCA